AUGGCUGAAGAAUCUUUUCAACUUAACUGUAGUUGUGUUAAUUGGGCUGUCGUUGCUACUGUUGACACUGAUUCUCGCUCUAUCAAGCAAGCGGCAAAUCGUCUCCACGAUUGGUGUAUAGUAGUUGUUGCUGAUGGAGGUGAUUCGAAUAGAUAUGUGACGAAAGACAAAACGGCCAAGAUUUUUUAUCUUAACAAAAAUAUUCAAGACAAGUUCUCUCAAACAUCAAGAUUUGUGGCUGCAAUUCCACGGAGCGACUUCAGAAGAAAAAAUAUUGGUUAUUUGUGGGCUAUUAUUCAUGGAGCGCGUAACAUCUGGGACUUUGACGAUGAUGUUGAACUAAUUGUUGACAAACUCUCUAUUCCAGUGAAUGAUACAGAAGCACUGACAUUUCCUAAUAUGAAAAGUGUCUUUCUGAAUCCACAUUCAAUUUUGGGAUCCAAAGAACAAUAUGUGUAUUCACGUGGAUUUUACAAGCUGCUAACAGAAGACCCUGGAGUACAACCAUUAGAUAAAGAAGGCAUACACGGCAUCUGGCCUGCCGAACGUCUUGGAAUGUGA
This is a messenger RNA of Rotaria sp. Silwood2, 561 nucleotides long. Lineage: Eukaryota; Metazoa; Rotifera; Eurotatoria; Philodinida; Philodinidae. The record is from the annotation of a GenBank genome assembly.